Messenger RNA from Quercus lobata, 2612 nucleotides. RefSeq names its product protein FAR1-RELATED SEQUENCE 6-like. Gene Ontology annotation, molecular function: zinc ion binding. Gene Ontology annotation, biological process: regulation of DNA-templated transcription. The record is from RefSeq and is a predicted model, not a curated record. Bases 171 to 2231 code for a protein of 686 amino acids. Lineage: Eukaryota; Viridiplantae; Streptophyta; Magnoliopsida; Fagales; Fagaceae. The transcript is spliced from 2 exons.
UCAGGCUUUCACGCCGCAAAUUCCAAAAAUUAAAAAAACAGAAUCAUAGAGAAAGAGAGAGUCUUCUGUUGGCCUCUUUAUCAGAGUCCGACCGGUGACUCCGCAAAUUCUCGGGUUGGCGGAGCUUCCUAUUCGGAUCCAAAAUCUCACAAUACCACCCUCUCAUAAAUAUGGAAGAAGCCUCCCUUAGCAGUGAGCAGGUGCCCGAUAGUGAGUGCAAUGAGAUUCAAAAAGAAGAAGAUGGUGUAAUGACAGAAUUAGAUUAUCAAAAUGGUCUCUCUGAAGGAAGGAAGGAGUUUGUUGCACCUGCUGUUGGAAUGGAGUUUGAGUCAUAUGAUGAUGCUUACAAUUACUAUAAUUGCUAUGCUAAGGAAGCGGGGUUUCGCGUUAGAGUGAAGAAUUCAUGGUUCAAGCGUAAUAGCAGAGAGAAGUAUGGUGCAGUACUUUGUUGCAGCAGCCAGGGUUUUAAAAGAGUUAAAGAUGUAAAUCGUUUAAGAAAGGAAACAAGAACCGGUUGCCCUGCAAUGAUAAGAAUGAGGUUAGUUGACUCCAAAAGGUGGAGGAUACUUGAAGUUACACUUGAACACAACCAUUUAUUAGGUACCAAGGUCUACAAAUCAAUUAAGAAGAUGGGCAGUGGAACUAAAAGGAAAUCAGAGUCAAAUUCCGAUGCAGAAGUACAAACAGUCAAGUUGUACAGAGCACUUGUGAUAGAUGCAGGAGGCAAUAGGGGCUCAAAUUCAAAUGCAAGAGAAGUCGGGAAUUUCACUGAUCAUCCCAAUCAGCUGAGCCUAAAAAAGGGUGACACACAAGCCAUUUAUAACUAUCUCUGCCGUAUGCAAUUGGCUAAUUCGAACUUCUUUUACUUGAUGGAUCUCAACAACGAAGGGCGUUUGAGGAAUGUGUUUUGGGUUGAUGCUAGAUCUAGGGCUGCAUGUUGUUACUUUAGUGAUGUUAUUUAUUUUGACAACACAUAUUUGUCAAACAAAUAUGAGAUCCCUCUGGUGGCACUUGUUGGAAUAAAUCACCAUGGCCAAUCGGUAUUGCUUGGGUGUGGCCUGCUUGCAGGUGAGACAACAGAAUCUUAUAUUUGGUUGUUCAAAGCUUGGCUUACGUGCAUGUCAGGACGCCCUCCACAAACUAUUAUUACUGAUAGGUGUAAGGCUUUGCAGAGUGCAAUUGCAGAGAUGUUUCCAAAAUCUCUCCAUCGUUUUGGUUUGUCACACAUUAUGAAAAGAGUUCCAGAAAAAUUGGGAGGGUUACGCAACUAUGAUGCAAUCAGGAAAGCAAUGAUUAAAGCAGUUUAUGAAGCUUUGAAGGUGAUCGAAUUUGAAACUGCAUGGGUAUUUAUGGUCCAGCGAUUUGGAGUUGGUGAUCAUGAGUGGCUUCGAUCUUUGUAUGAAGAUCGAGUUAGGUGGGCACCGGUUUAUCUGAAAGACACAUUUUUUGCUGGAAUGUCUGCUGCACGUCAAGGUGACAUACUGAAUCCUUUUUUUGAUAGAUAUGUGCAUAAACAAACUCCUUUGAAAGAAUUUCUUGAUAAGUAUGAAUUGGCUCUACAUAAGAAGCACAAGGAAGAAGUCCUUGCAGAUAUUGAGUCAAGAAGCUCAAGCCCCUUACUGAAAACAAGAUGUUCUUUUGAGUUGCAGCUCUCCAAAGUGUACACAAGAGAAAUAUUUAAGAAGUUCCAAUAUGAAGUGGAAGAGAUGUAUUCUUGUUUUAGCACAACACAGUUGCACAUUGAUGGGCCAAUCGUAAUAUUCUUGGUCAAGGAGCGUGUUUUGGGUGAGGGAAAUAGGAGGGAGAUUAGGGAUUAUGAAGUUCUAUACAACAGAACAGCAGGUGAGGUUCGUUGUAUUUGCAGUUGCUUUAACUUCUAUGGGUACCUAUGCCGGCACGCAUUGUGUGUGCUUAAUUUUAAUGGGGUGGAGGAGGUUCCUCCUAAAUACAUUCUGUCACGAUGGAAAAAGGAUUACAAGCGCUUGUACAUUCCUGAUGUUGGCUCUGUUAGUGUAGAUGCUACUGAUCGUGUGCAGUGGUUCAAUCAAUUAUACCGAAGUGCCUUGCAAGUUGUUGAGGAGGGGGUGAUUUCUCUAGACCAUUACAACGUGGCAUUGCAAGCUUUUGAGGAAUCACUGAAUAGGGUUCAUGAUGUAGAUGACAGGCAGGCAUUGCCAGCUUUUGAGGAGUCAUUGAAUAGGGUUCAUGAUGUAGAAAGCAGACAGGAAUAACUUUCUUUUUUGUGAUGAUGGUCGAAGAUCCCUUCUUCAACUACCAUGUUAAUCUUAUUUUUAUUCCCUCCCUUUUUCUCGAGGGCUGCUUCCAUCCGUUCUUCAUGCAGAAUGUCCAUAACAUAUAUAAUAUAGAUAGGUGCAAUGGGUCAGCUUGCAUGUUGCCUAUUCUUACAUCUUAAUUUACAUAGUUUUCUUUCCCUUUCUUUUUUGACAUUUCAAAUUAUGUCAGCUGUGUUACUCUUCUAGGCAGAUAACAUUAAGUAUAUAGCACGUUUCUGGGUUAAUGUAGGCUUAUCCUUUUCCAGACUUGUUUCUGGGGUUUGAUGUAUAUACUGACAACUUUUUGUUUCUGUUAAUAUAAUUCUAAUUUUUGACAUA